AUGCAAGAUGAGUAUAAUGCCCUGCAGUCCACAGGCACUUGGUCUCUAGUCCCUUUUAACUCCCAUCAGAAUAUUGUUGGAUGUAAGUGGGUGUUUCGAGUUAAGAAACAUCCAAAUGGAACUAUAGAUCAAUACAAAGCUAGGCUUGUGGCCAAAAGCUUUCAUCAGCAAGCUGGUUUGGAUUACAAGGAAACGUUCAGUCCUGUAGCAAAACCAGUACCCAUUCGAAUUCUUCUAUCUCUUGCAGUCCAAUAUGAUUGGUUUCUCAACCAAUUGGAUAUCAGUAAUGUUUUUCUGCACGGAAACCUUCAAGAUGUCUAUAAGCAGCAACCCCCUGUCUUUAAGUCCUUGGGAUUCCAUCAAUCACAAUCUGAUGUUUCCUUGUUUGUGAUUCAAGCACCUGUUCUUGUUAUUGUCUUGGAGUAUGUCGAUGACAUUCUUGUCACAUGUCCAAAUCCUGCCGCUUGUCAAACUUUCAUUCAGAAACAAAGUACUAUUUUUCCUGUGAAGGACUUAGGCCUCUUGCAUUAUUUUUUGGGUCUUGAGGUUCAGAGAUCCUCUGCAGGUCUUUUCCUGCAUCAAAGCAAGUAUAUUCUUGACUUGCUUCAAAAGACACACAUGGCCGGUGCUAAACCAUGUCUCACAUCUCUUGGCUCCAUCAAACUUGAUCACACAGGUCCAUUGUUACCUGAUCCACAAGAGUACAGAUCAAUUGUAGGUGCAUUGCAAUACUUAACUUGGACACGCCCUGAUUUAUCUUUUGCUGUAAAUCAAGUCUGUCAAUUUAUGCAUGCUCCACGAGAACCACAUAUUCAAGCAGCCAAACGCAUUCUCAGAUUUUUGAAAGACAUAAUGAGUCAUGGUUUGUGGUUCAAGAAAGGUGAUAUUCACCUCAUAGCCUAUUCUGAUGCUGAUUGGGCCGACUGUCUAUUUGAUAGACAAUCUACUAGUGGAUAUUGUAUAUUUUUGGGAUCCAAUCUUAUUAGCUGGAGUGCUAAGAAGCAACCAAUGGUUGCUCGUUCCUCCACUGAAGCAGAAUACCGAUCGCUAGCCCACACAACAACUGAAAUAACAUGGAUUUGUAAAGUGUUCAAGGAUCUUUGUGAAAUCCCACCCCCAGAAUUUCACCAUUCAUUACGUAUCUCGAAUUUUAAAUUUGUAUUUCGCAAUUACGUUAUCUUUAUUAGUUAA
Messenger RNA from Malus domestica (apple), 1191 nucleotides. RefSeq lists its product as uncharacterized. The record is from RefSeq and is a predicted model, not a curated record. Lineage: Eukaryota; Viridiplantae; Streptophyta; Magnoliopsida; Rosales; Rosaceae.